Molecule: messenger RNA, 489 nt
Organism: Colletotrichum orchidophilum
Lineage: Eukaryota; Fungi; Ascomycota; Sordariomycetes; Glomerellales; Glomerellaceae
Exons: 1
Coding region: 1-489 (162 amino acids)
Source: RefSeq, a predicted model, not a curated record
AUGCGCUUCUCGACCGUCAUCCUCUCAACUCUUGCCGCCUUUGCCACCGCAGCACCCACCGGCACCAUCGACUCAGUGGAACCCCGCCAGAACAACAAGAACAACAUCGACAUCGGAAGCCUCAACAACCUCCAAGGCUUCCGCAACCUCGACCUCAACUACCUCCUCGCCCUCAACAACCUCAACCUUCAGGGCCUCGGCCAGCUGGGGCAGGUCAACAGCCUUAACCUGGGCGCCUUCCAGAACCUCUUCGCCGCUCAAAACUUUGACCUCAACGCUCUUCUGCAGCUCCAGCAGCUCUCCACCGUGUUGGCAAUCCAGCAGCAGGGGCUCUUUGGCAACGUUGACCUAGCGCAGCUGAACCUCGGCGGUCUGAACUUGGGCCUCAUCGGGGGCAUCGGACAGGUCAACCUGGGUCAGUUUAUUGACCAGGGAUUGGUCGGCCAGAUCAGUCAAGUCGUUCAGCAGUCUUCUGGUAGGUUGCCCUGA